Molecule: messenger RNA, 1077 nt
Organism: Carassius carassius (crucian carp)
Lineage: Eukaryota; Metazoa; Chordata; Actinopteri; Cypriniformes; Cyprinidae
Product: CD276 antigen homolog
Exons: 6
Coding region: 1-519 (172 amino acids)
Biological process (GO): T cell costimulation; cell surface receptor signaling pathway; cellular response to lipopolysaccharide
Cellular component (GO): external side of plasma membrane
Source: RefSeq, a predicted model, not a curated record
AUGGAAAUCAGGUAUUCACAGCUGUGUUUUCUACCUGUGUUUCUGUUUAUAAAUGGAGUGUCUCUGCAGCAGAUUGUUGAGGGAUUUAUUGGAGACUCUGCUGUUUUACCUUGUUCUUCUGAAGAACCUCUGAUUAGAAUUCAAGACAUAGAUGUGCACUGGAGAAUCAAGUACACCCAGACUGUGUAUGAUAUUAUUAAUGGUCAAGUCUCUGUGGAAGGACAGGAUCCAGAGUACAAGAACAGAGUUGAAAGUUUCCCCGAGGAGUAUCUGAGAGGAAUCUUCUCCAUCAAACUCAACAAUCUUCAACACACUGAUGCAGGCGUAUACCAGUGCUACAUCAACAUGAGGGAAUCAGUUAUCAGGAGUGUUGACCUUUUAAUUAAAGAGAGAACAAGAAGACAACUCCCCAUUGAAGGCACAGAAUCAAGACCAGAGAUGACUGUUAUGAUCAUUUCUGUUCUGUUUAUUGGUAUUAUAUCUUCAUUGGCUAACUGUGUCACAGGGGUUUCUUCAUAAAUCACAGCGUCCCAAGCCUGGAUAAAGGAGGAGGAGCUGGAGAACUACUCAAUAUAUUCACUACAGUAUCAUCCGAGCAGGUGUUUCUCAUCACCUGAUGUCUUCAUGAAUGAAUGUCAGCUAAGAGAGAGGGGGGGGGGGGGGGAGAGAGAGAGAGAGAUCGGGAAAGAUCCAUGAGCCGGGAUUCAAAUUCAGGACUCCAGCAGCGCAGCGGCUCUGUGUGACGGCGCCAGCAAUAUAUUUAACUUUUCUGAACUAUCUUGUAGAGUUAGAAAUAUUACGUUAUUAACAAGUAAUACAUAUUCAGAAAUGUUUUUACAGGACCUGUUCAAUGUAUGAAUCAUGUACAGUAAUAAAUCUCUUGUUUUGUACGGUAUAUAUAGUUUAUAUAAUUAAUUGCAGAUUUAAAUAAAAAAUAUGGAUAAUUAAACAAUAUUGUAUUUAUUUCUCCCCCAAAAGUAUUAAAUCUGAUGAAAAUCAUCAACAUUAAACAACUCAAAAGUAAAUCAGAUCACUGACAAAUUAGAGGGAAAUGUGCUUAAAUUUUAUGAAAACAAC